Molecule: messenger RNA, 5284 nt
Organism: Stegastes partitus (bicolor damselfish)
Lineage: Eukaryota; Metazoa; Chordata; Actinopteri; Pomacentridae
Product: sia-alpha-2,3-Gal-beta-1,4-GlcNAc-R:alpha 2,8-sialyltransferase
Exons: 4
Coding region: 293-1414 (373 amino acids)
Biological process (GO): oligosaccharide metabolic process; N-glycan processing
Molecular function (GO): alpha-N-acetylneuraminate alpha-2,8-sialyltransferase activity
Source: RefSeq, a predicted model, not a curated record
CCAUCAGAGCGGCAGCCUGGAGGGCAGAGCGCAGCGGCGGCAGGCGGAGGGAUGAGAGCGGACCGAGCCGCGGAAUCUCCACCAUGCGCCCCACCGCCGACACCAGCACCACCAGCACCACCAGCACCACCAGCAGCGGCAGCAAUCGUCCAUUUCACGCGAUUAUAUGAGCCGAUGAGCGGCCGUGUGCGUGAGCCCCGCAGACCGGCAGCAGCAGCGUGCAGCCCCGGCCACGGCCACAUAGGCCAACGCCUCGACGCAGCUACAUACAGGGAAUGAAAACGCUCCCAAGAUGGUCCGCAUCGCCAAGGCCCUGGGGCUGGUGAUCCUGUGCGUCGCCGUGCUCAUACUGUCGCUCAUCAGCUACGUGUCCCUGAGAAAAGACAGCCUCUUCUCCUCCUCUAAAUACUACAUGGGAGGCCCGAGGAUUAUGUUCCACGCAGGCUUUCGGUCUCAGUUUGCCAUGAAUUUCCUGGACCCGUCCUUCAUCCCCUUAACGAACGCCCUAAACGAGGAGCUGCAAGGAAAACCGUCCAAAUGGAAGUUCAACAAGACCGCAUUUUAUCAGCAGAGGAAAGACAUCUUCAGCUACAUCGACAUUCCCAACAACUUCUCCCUCACAAAGAACAGCGUGCGCGUCGGCCAGCUGAUGCACUUCGACUACUCCAGCCACAAGUACGUCUUCUCCAUCAGCAACAACUUCAAGUCCCUGCUCCCAGAGACCUCUCCCAUCCACAACAAGCACUACAGCGUGUGUGCUGUGGUGGGGAACAGCGGCAUCCUGACGGGCAGCCACUGCGGCCCGGAAAUCGACCAAGCCGACUUCGUCUUCCGCUGCAACUUCGCCCCGACGGAGGUCUACUCCAAGGACGUGGGCAAGAAGACCAACCUGACCACCUUUAACCCCAGCAUCCUGGAGAGGUACUACAACAACCUGCUGACCAUCCAAGACAGGAAUAACUUCUUCCUCAACCUGAAGAAGCUGGAGGGAGCCAUCCUGUGGAUCCCCGCCUUCUUCCUUCAUACCUCAGCCACAGUAACCCGGACCCUGGUGGACUUCUUUGUGGAGCACAAGGGCCAACUGAAAGUGGAGCUGGCCUGGCCGGGCAACAUCAUGCAUGAUGUCAACAAAUACUGGAAGACUAAAAACCUCUCUCCCAAGCGUCUCAGCACCGGGAUCCUCAUGUACACGCUGGCCUCGGCCAUGUGCGACGAGAUCCACCUCUACGGCUUCUGGCCCUUCGGCUGGGACCCCAACACGGGCAAGGAGCUGCCUUACCACUACUACGACAAGAAAGGGACCAAAUUCACCACCAAGUGGCAGGAGACCCACCAGCUGCCCAGUGAGUUCAAGCUGCUCUACAAGCUGCACAGGGACGGCGUAAUCAAACUCAGCCUGACGCACUGCUCGUAGGCGCUCGGCGAGCGUCCGACGGUUCAAGAGGGACUCCAGAGAACACGACCCGCAGACAUCCGCUCAGUUCAAACUUCUGUUGUGACACACACGAUACGCAUGAUAAGUGUUAAGGCAAUUUCUGAUCAUUCUGCAUAUGCACACUCACGUCUCGCUGUAAUCUCACGUGAAGAUGUCAGGCUCACUCGAGUUGUAAAUCACAGCAUCGCUCUUCAUUUCGUUGUGUUCAGUGACACCGUUAGGGUACAUCGAUGCUGCUCAGUUGCUUCCAUUCCUCUCCUUUGCAUGGCUGCUGGCUGUGGCUAAACAGUUCGAACAGAACAACUUUACCUGGAGUCCGCAGGGGAUUCAGCUGUGGCGACACAAACAGUCCAAUCUUCCAGUUCUGCUUACUAUAGAUUGAUUAAUCACCUUUAGAACAGUAUUCUGAUUCUGUACACUGAAAUCACUGCCUAAUCUCAGGGAAGGAGUUAGAUCAGUGUUUUUUGUAAUCAGAUUCAAGGCCUCAGAGAGGUGCAGUUCCUGUUUUUCAGGCCUUCCCCCCCGAGGUGUCCGACAAUCUGCACUGCUCUGGAAGAUGGUGUUUGUUUACAAGACUGUGCUCUAUAUAGAUCUCUACACGCCUGUGUCUUCUCCUCUCUGUGGACAGUGCAGCUGUCCACUUCAAAUUUUGUUGAGAUUCUUCAAAUUUUUGGAAUAAUAAUCAACAUUCCAACAAUAAGCCAUAAUUCCAUGGACAGACGAUUGUCAUCACAGUACAGAACUGCGGCGAGCGGUAUCGGCCUACAUUAGGUUCUGAGAAUAUCAAACAUUUCAAAUUCCAAUAAGACUACGAGUCUGUAGCCACACUAGCAGCAACAUUCAAGUCACAGGAAUAAUUACAUCACUGAUGACCAAACGUCAGUAAAUCAAUACGUUUAGUUCACAUCGUACAAACCGACUAAGGGCGUUUUGAAAUAUCUCCAGUACUUUUUCAGAAAAUCUGAUUACUUUAAUGUAAUCACAACACAUGAUAGUCAAAAACUGGGGCAAAUGACAGCUAUUUGUAAAUCAGUUGCUACGUAUGUGAGCAAAGUCCUUUCUACAAGUAUUCAGUAACUGACUAGAACAGCUAGACCGGGACAUCAGCAGGUGGAGCCCAGGUAGAACCCAAACCCUCCCACACCACAGUUUCUACACAUGUUUGUUUUUUUUGUACAGAACUGACAAAUUAAAUAUGUUAAAUGUUAAUUAGUGAGCUUUAGAAUUUCUGAUAGUUGCAGUUUAUUACCUUUGGAAAGACAGGCAAGCAGUUUCCCCUUAGUUUCCAGUCUUUAUGCUAAGCUAAAGGCUAAAAGUAUCGAUCUUCUCCACAAACACCCAACAAAGCAGAUGGGUGUUUUUCUCUAAACUGAAAACCCAACAUCUUACGCUUUCAAUACUUUUUUUUAAAUGAUGUACAGUUUCUGAGGGUAAAUAGUUUACUGCUAAUGGCUAAUACCAGCUAUGCUUCCCCACUCAACAUCAUUUAGUGUAAUGCUGCCAUAGUAUUUUGUAAGUUAAGUUUUGUUGUUUUUUUAUUUGUAAAAUAGCAUCUUAAACUUCUAAAGUCAACAGUUGAUGACAUUUUAUCAAUUUGAUGUUUCAUUUUUUACCCCUCCAUCUAAAUGGCUGACAUUAGCAAGCUACCAUUAGCUCAAUUAGUUGUUUUGCUAGCAAGGAGCUAACAGUUACAUCGGGCAGUUUUGAAGGUGGAAAUAUUUACAACAAGUAAUAUUUCUGUAACCUCUAGCAGAAACAUAACUUAGAGACAAUUUUGCAGCUUAACCAGACAGUAACACGCAAAGAAAUUCGUUUUUAAUGUUGAAUUUAACGUUAAAUAUCAGUUUUUGUGGCUUCUGCCGGAAUCAGGUGAUGAAAUUUAUUUGUGACUCCAUGAAUGUCCCCUUUGGAUCAGUUUAUUUUAAAUAUAUUCACUUCAAUCUGACAUGAAUGUUGGACCUCUUCCUUCUCUGAGAUGUGUCUGUUAACAGUGAAAACCUUUUAGCUCGUAGCUCUGGACAGCUAAUGGUUAUGUUGGUGUGAGGACACCUGUUUGGAUCGGUGGCGUGUGAAUCUCCACUUAGCUUCCCAACUCUUCCACCAAACAGAGUUCAGAGACAGUUUUGCAGUAUGACCUGAGGCUAACACACCAACACCAUCUUGUGACCAAAAUCAUGCGGCUAGCGUGGCUCAAAACAUCAGGAAAUACCACAUUUUGGACAGAAUUUCUUCAACUAGUAACUGAUGUGGAGGUUUCAGUUUCAAAACCACGAAACAACGGAUACACUAUUUAUUAUAGAGCUUUUGUUGACGGGAGGAAAGUUAUUUAUUCAUCAUAUAUCGAUUUAAAUAUUUGUGACGUAAAACAGAGAAAUGAAUGAAUGUUAUAUGACGUACUGCAUCUUGUAUAAAGAGCAUGAUCCAUUUAAACGACGUUGCAUGUGAGGCACUAACAAAUCUUUUAGGCUAGUUUUGUACAACCUUUUUGAAGAUUGUUUUGAGGGUAAAAUUUAGUUCUUUGCUAUUGUUUGUAUUCCUGGUGGUGUGUUCCUUAAGAAUACCACCAGUGUCUUUGUAUGAGAUGUCUGAAGGCUAGAAAAGAACCCUACUGCUAUACUCCACAUGGGACCAAACCUCUACAGAUCAACUUAAAAAUGAACAAGCUUUAUUUUUUAUAACUGUAGAUAAUCUUGGGUUCGUAAACGGUCUACCCGGUCAGGCCAGACUGAAGCAGGCCGGCUGAGGACGACUGGACCCAAACACUGAAAAGCUGGCCACAUGACCGUCUCAUGACUCUGCAACAUGCGCUCCCUGUUGCAGGUUCUGGCUUCGGCUGAGGUCCGACACACAGAGCAAUGCAGUCAUUCACGCUCACCAGAUGCAGAGUGCGUUUUUGUUCUCAUUCAGAUUUAGUGCGGUUGGCAUUUGCUCGCCAUCGUUUCUCACACAAAGCGUUUUUUGUCCGGUUCAGAGUGGUUAACUUGUGCGUCUCGUCUUCAAACCACAGCGCAGUCACAACCAUGAAAACACACAUCCGGUUUCAGGCCAUGCCGUCGUAGAUGUGCAAGAACGGCUUCUGUGGUCCCGUCAUUAGGAUUGUUUUGUAGGUACACCAAAGACGAUGUGUUCAAACUAGAAGCGAUGGAUUGAUUUGGGGUUUUGGAAGAUGUAUUACAACUAACAGCAAGUAUUGUUGUCAAAGAAAUGCUUUUUUUGAUGUUGAAUUUGAUGUUGAAUAUCAGUUUCUGUGGCUCCUGCCGAAGUACCGUGGUGGAAUUUAUUCGUGACUCCAUGAAUGUCCUCCUCCAGACCACUGGCUCUGAAUGAACAUGGACGCUGGACAUGUUCCUCCUUCGAAAUGUUUCUCUGAACGAUCAGUAAAUUAAAUGUGCAGAAUGUGUGUAAAGGACAGUGAUGCUAGCAACGUCUGUGAGGAUUGUAGCUCCAGUCAGAAUAACGGCAUCGCUUCUUGUGCAUCACAGUGCGUUUCAAUGAGCAGACAGUGAGAUGCGUAACCAUGAACACACAAUGUCUUUAUUCCAAAUUCAGCACUACACAGGAUUCGCUCCAACAACCCUUUAACAUUCUCGUACCUGUGUUCGAUCUGCAUGGUGACUUUGUUCCAUAAUGCAUAGAAAAGCUUGGCUGCUUAUGUACAUGUCGUAUAAAAGUCAUAAAUCAUGUAAGGGACUGUGCUAUCUCGGUUGUUCUAACAGAAGCCAUCGUCCAUGUAAGAAACCAUGUCUUAAAUGUUUUUGAUUAUACUCCAUGAUAAAUAUACAUCAUGUGCCUGCAUAUUCCUUCCAUCAAUGCCUCAACGUGUCAAAUAAAAACGGUAUUUUGCUCUGA